CAACCUCGAUCCGCUCAGCGUCUCCCGCAUCUAAUCAUAAACGCCAUCAACCUACUGUCAGAAGCAACCUUCCAGUACAUCGCACCCCGAUCCACCACAACACCAUGGCAUCCACACAACCGCUCGCCGGCAAAGUCGUCCUCAUCACAGGCGCUUCAAAGGGCAUUGGCGCAGCGACAGCCCUCGAACUCGCCUCUCUCGGGGCCAAACUCGUCAUCAACUACUCUUCCGACUCUAAACCAGCUGACGAGCUCGUGCAAAAGAUUGGUACCGACAAAGCCAUUGCCAUCAAAGCGGAUGCAGCAGACGUAAAGGAAAUUGAGCGUCUCGUCGCCGAAACAGUCUCUUGGGGUGGCAGAAUCGACAUCCUAAUCCCGAACGCGGCCGUGUCGAUAAUCAAGGCACUCGAACAAACCGAAGAGGCUGAUUUCCAAAAGACCAUGGAUCUCAACGUCAAAGGGCCGUACUUUCUGGCUCAGAAAGCACUCCCACACAUGUCCCCAGGCUCCCGCAUCAUCCUCCUUUCAACAUCCCUCUGCAACUGGUCACCUAUUACACCCAACUACCUCCUCUAUGUGACCUCCAAAGGCGCCAUCGAGCAGAUGGUGCGCAUCCUAGCUAAGGACCUGGGUACCAAGGGUAUCAAUGUAAAUUGUGUUGCUCCUGGGCCAACGGCAACGGAUCUGUUCUAUCAGGGCAAAAGUGAGGAAUUGAUCAAUCGAAUCGCAUCUAACAACCCCUUCAAUCGGAUCGCAAGACCAGAAGAGAUUGCGAAGGCGAUUGCAUACUUUGCUGGCGAAGGCGGCAGCUGGGUGAACGGGCAGAUUCUGAGGGUCAACGGUGGAAUGACGGUCGGUACCUAGAUAAGAGCCUGUGGUCAAUCUUGCAAGAUCGUCAAUGUUAUGAACUCAGCUUCUUUAACUUGUCUGGAGACUAGCUCUCAUGUUGCAGAAAAGUUGGGACGCAGGUGAAGCCUGGCGGUCUUCAAUUCUAAGGAGCGAGCAGUCUG
Messenger RNA from Macroventuria anomochaeta, 1009 nucleotides. RefSeq names its product NAD(P)-binding protein. NCBI's taxonomy places the organism in Eukaryota, Fungi, Ascomycota, Dothideomycetes, Pleosporales, Didymellaceae. The coding region runs from base 105 to 863 and encodes 252 amino acids. The record is from RefSeq and is a predicted model, not a curated record. Gene Ontology annotation, molecular function: oxidoreductase activity. The transcript is spliced from 2 exons.